AUGUGCUCCAAAAGAAUAUUUAAUGUAAAAGACAAAGUUUUUGCAACAACAUCUGGUUAUCCUCCUUGGCCUGCAAUUAUAACUGAUAUUGUAAUUAAUUCAUCAUUAAAAUUAAGAUAUAAUGUAUACUUUUAUGGAACUGGUGGUUAUUCAUUAUGUAAAUCCAAACAACUAGUUCCAUACCAAAAAAAUAAGCUAAAGUUUUCAAAUCCUGAAGGAAAACUUGAUGUACUUCAACAUUUUGCUAAAGCACUUUUAGAAAUUGAAAAUGAUACUGACUCAUUAGAUCACACUAUAGAUGAUGGAUCAACGUGCAACAUAAAUAACAUACAAAAACAAGAAACGUCAUCAAAUGAAUUUGACAAAAUUAGUGACAUUUUUAAGGAAAUAAAAAGUAAAGGCGAAGAAAAAAAAAGAAUCAAAAGUCAACCAAAUUUGCGGAAAAAAAAGAAUAAGGUAAAACCAAGUAGUCCUAAAAUUCCAGAAAAAAUAUGUAGUGACCAAUCUGAUGAGGAUGUAUUGACAACAUCAAAUAACAUAAAUAGUUCUAACCAAAAAUUAUCUUCAGAUAAAUUUAAAAAUAUCAAUCAAGUUGAAAAAAUAAAUUCAUCUUAUUUAGAAGGCAAAAGAAAAAUUGAAAUUAAAGAGGACUCAAGUUUGUCUAAAAAACAGAAACAUGAAUCAAGAAAUAAUGAAUAUGUUAUUUUUAACCAAAUACUUACUAACCUAUCUGAUGAGGAUAUUCAAGAAUUUACAACAUUAAAUAACAUUAGUAAUACAAACUAUCAAUUAUAUUUAGAUAAAUCAAACUUCAACCAAGUUGGAGGAAUAAAUCAAUCUAAUUUAGAAGGUAAAGAAAAAAUAAUCAACAAAGAUAUAUUAAAUUUAUUUAAAGUAAAAAAAAAGAUACCGAUAAAGAGAAAGGGCCAUAAUAUUUCUAAAGUAAUAUCUCAUAUCAAUUAUAAUAAGGAUGCUCAAGUAUUUACAGCAUUAAUUAAUCUUAAUGAUUCAAAACAAAUACAAUCUCAAGAUAAAUUAGUAUCCAUCAAUGAAAUUACAAGAAUAAAUCAAUCUAAUUUAGAAGACAAAGAAAAAGUUAAAGAGGAAUCAAGUUUCAUUGAAAAACAGAAUCUUAUAUCAGCAAAACAUAUACUUGAUAUUAUUUCUAAUGAAGUAUACAGUAACCGAUCUGAUAACAACAAUCUGAUACAAGAAUUAACAACAUCAAGUAAUAUUAAUAAUACAAACCAACAAUCAUCUUUGGAUGAUAUUGCUGAAAUCGGCGUAUUAAAAAAAAAAAUAAAAUCUUUUUUAAAAAAAAAAAAAAACAAAGAUGAAUCAAAUUUGCUGAAAAUAAAUAAGGAACCGAUAAAGAUAAGAAGUUCAAAUAAUUUCAAUUUCAAAUCUGAGGAAGGUGCACAAUCAUUGAAAAUAUCAGGUAACAUAAAUUAUUUAAAACAGAGACCAUCUCAAAAUAAAUUAGUAACUAUUAAUGAAAUUUCAAAAAUAAACCAAUCUAAUUUAGAAGGUAAUAAUAAUAACAAAUUCAAAGAGGAGUCAAGUUUGUUAAAAACACAUUAUCUUCCAUCAAAGAAAAAUGAAACUGGUUGUUUUAUUAUUAAAGAAAUAUGUAGUGACCAAUCUAAUGAGGAAAUACAAGAAUUAAUAACAAUCAUAAAUGACAAUAAUAAGAACCAACAAUCAUUUUCAGAUGAACUGAAAAAUAACAAACAAGUUAAUGUAAUAUACCAAUCUAAUUUAGAAGAACAAGAAAAAAUAACAUACAUAGAUGAAUCAAAUUUACUUAAAAACACAAUAAGUCCUAAUAUUUUAAAUGUUGAAUCCGAGGAGGAUGCACAAGUCUUUACAACAUCAAAUAAGUUAAAUCAUUCAAAACAAAGCCCAUUUCAAGACAAAUUGGAAACUUUUAAUGGCAUUGCAGAAAUAACCCAAUUUACUUUAGAAGGUGAAGAAAAAGUCAAACAGCAAUCCAGUUUAUCCAUAAAACAAAAUAUUGCAUCAAAAACAAAUAAACAACAUGUUAUUUCAAAAAAAAUAUUUAGUGACCAAAUUGUUGGGAAUAUACAUGAAUUUACAACAUCAAGUAACAUCAAUUAUAAAAACCAACAAACAUUUUCAGAUAAAUUGAAAAAUGACAAUGCAGUUGGUAAAAUAAACCAAUCUAAUUUAGAAAUUGAAGAAAAAAUAAUCAACAAAGAUACAUCAAAUUUACUUAAUAUGACAAAUAAAAUACAAUUAAAAAAAAAAAGUCAUAAUAUUUCUGAAGUAAUACCUAAUAUGAAAUCUGAUAAGGAUGCUGAAGUUUCCACAAUAUUGUGUUGUAAAAAUUAUUCAAAAUUAAUACCAUCAAAAGAUAAAUUGAAAUCUAUCAAUGAAAUUCCAAAAAUAUAUCAAUCUAAUUUAGAAAGCAUAGGAAAAACCAUGUUCAAAGAAAAAACAAGUUCAAUCGAAAAACAGAAUCUUACAUUAACCAAUAAUAUACUUGAUGUUAUUUGUAAAGAAACAUGUAGUAACAAAACUAAUGAGAAUAUGUUAGAGUUUGUACCAUUAAGUAACAUUGAUAAGAAAAACUAUCAGUCAUAUUUAAAUAAAUUGAAAAACACCAAUCAAUUUGAAGAUAUAAACCAAUCUAAUUCAGAAGGUAAAAAAAAAAUAAUCUACAAAAAUGAAUCAAAUUUAAUUAAUUUAAAAAAAAAUGUACCAUUAAAAAAAAGAAGUCAUGAUACUUCUAAAGUAAAUUCUAAUAUCAAAAAUGAUAAGUAUGCACAAGUAUUCACACAAAAUUGUCAUAUAAAUUGUUCAAAAUCAAUACUAUCUCCAGGUAAAUUAGAAUCUAUCAAUGAAAUUACAGAAAUAAAUCAAUCUAAUUCAGAAUGCAUAGAAAAAGUCGAAGUCAAUGAGAAAACAAGCUUAGUUGAAAAACAGAAUCUUACAUUAAGCAAAAAUAUACUUGCUGUUAUUUCUAAAGAAACAUGUAGUGACAAAACUGAUGAGAAUAUGUUAGAAUUUAUACCAUUAUGUAACACUAAUAAUAAAAACUAUCAAUCAUUUUUAGAUAAAUUGAAAAGUACCAAUCAAUUUGAAGCUAUUAAUCAAUCUUAUUUAGAAAGUAAAGAUAAAAUAACCAACGAUGAUGAAUCAAAUUUAAUUAACAUAAAAAACAAUGUACCAUUAAAGAAAAGGAGUCUUAAUACUUCUAAAAUAAUUCCUAAUACUAAUUCUGAUAAGGAUGCACAAGUAUUUACAAUACCUUGCCAUACAAAUUAUUCAAAAUCAAUACCAUUUCAAGAUAAAUUAGAAUCCACCAAUGAAAUUGCAGAAAUAAAUCAGUCUAAUUUAGAAUGCAUAGAAAAAGUUGAAGGCAAUGAGAAAACAAACUCAGUUGAAAAACAGAAUCUUACAUUAAGCAAAAAUAUAUUUUUUUCUAAAGAGACAUGUAGUGACAAAAAUAAUGAAAAUGUACAUGAAUUUAUACCAUUAAGUAAAAUUAAUAACUCAAACCAUCAAUUAAAUUCAGAUAAUUUGAAUAAUAUCAAUCAAUUUGAAGAAAAAGAUAAAUCUAAUUUAGAAAUUGAUGAAAAAAUAAUAAACUAUGAUGAAUUAAAUUUACUUAAAAACAAUAAUACAGUACUUCGAAAAAGAAUAGGUUUUAAUGGAUUUAAUGCUUCUAAAUUAAUAUCUUAUGAUCAAUCUGUUAAGGAUGCUGAAUUAUUAACAACAUCAAGUAAUAAUAAUUAUUCAAAACUAAUAGACUUUCAUGAAAAAUUGGAAUACACCAAUGAAAUCUUAGAUACAAAUCAAUUAAAAUUAAAAUGCUUAGAAAACACCAAAGUUAAAGAGCAGUCAUAUUUGUUAGAAAAACAGUAUCAAGCUUCAAGCACAAAUAAGCUAAAUGCCAUUUCUAUAGAAAUAUGUAGUGAUCAAUCCAAUAUGGAUAAUAUGCAAAAAUUUACUUUAGGUAGCAUUCAUAAUACAAACCAUCAAUCAUUUCCAGAUAAAUUGGAAUAUUCCAAUCAAUUUGAAUGUAUUAAUCAAUUCAAUUCAGAAGGUAGAGAAAAAAUAAUCAACAAAGAUGAAUCAAAUUUAAUUAAUAAAAACAAGAAUGUACCAUUAAAAAAAAGGAGUCAUGAUAUUUCUAAAGUAAUUUCUAAUAUUAAAUAUGAUAAGUAUGCACAAGUAUUCACACUAAAUUGUCACACAAAUUGUUCAAAAUCAAUACUAUCUCCAGGUAAAUUGGAAUCCAUCAAUGAAAUUGCAGAAAUAAAUCAAUCUAAUUUAGAAUUCAUAGAAAACACCGAAGUCAAUGAGAAAACAAACUCAGUUGAAAAACAGAAUCUUACAUUAAGCAAAAAUAAAUUUGCUGUUAUUUCCAAAGAGACAUGUAGUGACAAAAAUAAUGAAAAUAUACAUGAAAUUAUAUCAUUAAGUAACAUUAAUAACACAUACCAACAAUUAAAUUCAGAUAAAUUGAAAAAUAUUAAUAAAAUUGAAGGAAUAAACCAAUCUAAUUUAGAAGUUGAUGAAAAAGUAAAAAGCAAUGAUGAAUUUAAUUUACUUAAAAAUAAUAAUAGAGUACCACGAAAAAGAACAGGUCUUUAUGGACUUAAUGUUUCUAAAGCAAUUCCUAAUGUCAAAUCUGAUAAGGUUGCAAAAGUAGUUACAUCAUCAAGAAGUAGUAAUUAUUCAAAAGAAAUAGAUUCUCAAGAUAAAUUGGCUUCCACUAAUGAAGUUUUGGAUAUAAACCAAUUUAAAUUUGAAUCCAUAGAGAACAUCAAAAUCAAAGGGAAAUCAAAUUUGUUAGAAAAACAGAAUCAGACAUCUAGCAAAAAUAUGCUAAAUUUUAUUUCUAAAGAAACAUGUAGUGACAGAUCUAAUGAAAAUAUAAAAGAAUUUACUUUAAGUAACACAAACCAUCAAUUCAAUUCAGAUAAAUUGGAAAAUAUCAAUAUAAUUGAAGGAAUAAACAAAUCUAAUUUAAAAGUUGAUAAAGAAAUAAAAACUAAUAACAAAUUAAAUUUACUUAAAAAAAAUGAUAUAGUACUGCGAAAAAAAAAAGUUCCUUAUGAACUUAAUCAUUCCAAAGUAAUAUCUAAUGUUAAUUCUGACAAGAAUGUUCAAAUAUUUACAUCAAGUAACAUAUAUUAUUCGGAACAAAGAUCAUCUCCAGUUAAAUUAGAUAAAAUCCAGAAAAAAAGUGAACUUUCUCCCAUUUCUAAAAAUAUAAAGAGAAAUUAUUUUUGUCAUGUAUCUUCAGAAAAAUUUAAUCCAAAAUAUUUAGACGAAAAACUUAAAUACAGUGUAUCAGUUCAGCUUGACAGAUUGUCUGAUUACUUUAUUGCAAAAGCACUUGGUAAACAGCCGGUUAGUAAUAUCAAUAAACCAUUUACAAAGAUUAAAUUAAGUUAAAUAUAAUAUCUUAAGGGUUAUUUGUAAACUGUAAAGUGUUUGUUUUUGAUGAUUUUUCUUGUUGCAUUGCAGCAAAAUUCUGUUCACUAACCAACCUAACUGUUAGUGCUAACAAGCACUUAGGAUACUUUAAUGUAUUAGUAUAGUCCUAAACAUAUUAAAAAAUUGUGUGUACUUUUGAUAAGGUGAUAUGGAAAUGAUAUAUUUAUAUGAUGCCUAGGGCUUGGUAAGUUAAUGUAAGUAACUUAUCUACUAAAAAGUGGCAAAAUAUUCAUUAAUAUGUACUAAAAUUCUAAAAUUUUUCAUUUGAAAUAUGGAAAGUAAAAGAAAAUCAGUUUAUAAAAAAUAAUGACUACGAUAAAUUUUUUGUUCUGUGUGAGCAACUUUUCUAUUAAUGGACAUUUUUUUAGUUGGUGCAUUGGUGAAGUCAUUUUUUUCAUUUUUCAAGGGGUAUUCAUAAUAAUUGGGAAAACACAAUUGUUGAAAAAAAUGACAAAUUUUAAGGCAUGUUGCCGGAGUUACUGAUUUCAUUGUUUUUAAUGUUUCAAACUAUUUUUUCUAUCAGAAAUAUUAUUCCAAUAGAGAAAUAACAAAAUCUUUUGUUUUGCAUUUUAUUAUCAGAUGCUCACAAAGUAAGUAGUUUUUAUUAGUGAUGGAUGCUAUCAAAUGUUUUAUAUUACUUAUAGUUUUCUAUAGUUUGGAUAAAUUAUCAAAUAUUUCAUUCAAAUAUUUUUCCGUGACCGAAUACUUAUAUUUGGAAAAAAAUAUUAAAUAUUUUGAAUAGUCCGUAUUCUAAUGGUUUUUAUUGAGUCACGGGAAAAAUUAUUUGAAUUUUCGAAUAGUUUUUACUUCAUUGUUUUUCCCCAAUAUUAUUAAAAUAUUUUUGUUUAUAAUAAAACUAUUUGAUUAUAGUCUAUAGGUAAAUAAUUCUACAAAACGCUACCUGCAGUUGGUUAUACACCUUUAGUGAAUGAAAAAGAAAAAUAUUUUAAUAAUAUCUGAGAAGAAAAAUCCAAGUAAAAACAAUGGAAUUAAAACUAUUUAAUUAGUUUUUCCUGUGACCGAAUAUAAACUAUUCGUUUAGUCGAAUAGUUCGAAUGAAAUCUAUCAAGUAAGUCAACUAUUUAAAUGUGAUCAACUAUUGUAUAGUUUGUAAGUGACUAUUUGAUAGUGCCCAUCACUAGUUUUUAUAAUAGUGGUUAAAACCUCAAAAAGAACUUAAAACAAAAAUGGAUAAAUUUAUGGUAUUACAAUUUCAUUAUUUUAUAUAUUUGCGUUUUAUUUUAUCUAUCAGACAUUUCUUAAAUACUAAACCGAGAAGUUAUCUUUUUUGUUGAAUUUUUAAUCUAGUCAGUGAAUAUAAAGACAUUAUUAGUUUUCCCUGUAGUUUUUUUAAUAAUUGAGCAAACCCAAAAAUAAAUGUAGAUAAAAUGGAAAAAUGUAUGGAAUUAUUUAUUUUAUAAUUUUCAACUGUUUUUUUUUAUUGUAGUUCAGUUCUAAAUAUUCGUAGAAAUUUGAAUAUUGGACAGAAAAUUUAUAUUUGCCUUUUCUAGAUAUGGUAAUAUUUUCAAAUGUUUUAGCAAUUUUUGAGCCAUUUUAGUUUUUUUUUACAUACAUUUUAUUUGGUAGAUAGGUAUCUGAUACCUGAUUGGUGAUCAGUAGAUAAAAUUGUUCAACUAACAAAAAUUUAGCAGAAAGUUCAUUAUAAGUUGUACUCAAUGAUUAAAAGAAAAAUUUAAUGUAAUGUAGUAUUUUUUUUUUAAGAAUUUUAGUAGACAAUUUUGACGAAAAUUGCUAAAUAUUAUUGCCUUUUAAAACAUGUAUAACUAAGCUUCGUUUCAAAUUGGUUUAUCGUUGGUUUCAGGUAUAAAUUAAAUAACUUCCUGUAUUUUACCUUUCCAAAUUUCUAUCUAUAACAGUGGCACACCCUUCCUUGGCUUUUUUUUUUAAUGUUAUAUUUUAUUUAAAUAAAAUCAAUGGGUGGUAGUGAUAAAAUUGUUUCUAUUAGACUCCUGUAAUACUCAUUAAAUCCAUACUGUUAUAUUAGAAUAAAUUGAAACAAAUACUAAGAUUUUGUAAACAUGUUCAAGAAAGUAUAUAAGAAAUAAUAAUAUUCUCAAAUUUUGUUAUUUUACUUAUUUUGUUUGAUGCUUAGUGUACAUGCAUAAACGUGUGUAUUCUUAUUUUUAAUUUGAAUAGGUACAACUGGUUAUCAUUAAUAAAGAUAUAAACAUUUAGUAUUGAAUUAAUUACUCUUACUGAGUGUAAAACUACUCACUCUUUUAGCUAUCAAUCAAUGUUAUCAUUGGAAGAGCUUUAAAAAUGGCAUUAUCAUGUUCUAAAGACAUGCCUUGACAUAAUGUUAUUUAAUUUUUAUCUUUAAAAAACGGUAAACCAUUACUACUAAAAAUUCUGAGUGAACUUUGGUUAUACAUGUUUUUAAAGUCUGUAAUAUUUACAAUUUUCUUUAAAAUUUAAUCUUAAAACAGUUAUAAAACAAAUUUUCUAAAUGUUUUGAAACAUGUUAUCAAAGGUUAUUAUAAGUUUCUGUGGCAAUUUCAACCUCUAUGAUAAUUUUUAACUGAUAUACAACAAAAAAACCAAAAUUGAAAAUAAUGAAAUCAUUAAUUGUGAGAACUUUCCCAUAUUUACUACAAUUUUUUUCUAUUAUUAUGAAAACAGGUUGAAAUCAAAACAUAACUUUCUUACCUACUGUCUAGAUGCAAGAAACAACAAAAAAGGUCACUUAUCAUUUUUUGAUUAGAACAAGAUUUCUGGUAAAAAAGUUUCUCACACACACAAAAAAAAUCACAUAUCUUAGUAAACCUAAUACAUUCCUCGCUUUGCUCAAAAUCUAAAAACAUACUUAUCAUUUCAUACAUAUACAAUUUAAAAAAAAAAACCGUGAGCCAACUGAGUUCACUAGUGCUGAAUUUAUUUUCCUUGCCUAUUUGUAUAGUAAAAGUAGUUAAUUUCAAAACAAUAAAUAUUUGAAUACUACAAUAAAUUAUACCAUUUUUAUAAUAAUGGUGAAAUUUUAUUAUAAAAAUGGUAUCUCCAAAAAUACAUUCCUAACACCGUUCAUAAGUAUAUAAAAUUUGAUCCCCUUGACUUUUAUGUCUUUUUAUGGGGUGUAAAAAGCUAUAAAAAACACCAUCUACCCAAAACAAUGUGAUUGAAAUAAAAUUGAGAUUCAACUCAAUUUUUAUCAUUUUAAUUUACUAACGAAAAAAUCUAUAAUUCUCGAAUUUGAAUUAAUUUGGUCAUGUAGCCACUAGAAAUAUUUAAAAGUAGUGAGAAAAAGAUAUAUAUAUAACAGAUUCAAUACAGUGCAGUAUUCUUUAUUUUCAGGAAAAAUUUGAUAAUAAUAACAAUAACAGGCUAUUUAUGAAAAUUAUACAAAUUAAAUAUUACUAUAAGUGUCAAGUGUAGAAUCUAGGCUCAAAGCCUACACCUUUCUAUGUGACACUGUUCCUAGUUUAACAUGAAAUAUAAAAAAAAAGAAUGGUUUAUAUAAAUAAUAACUAUAGUAUAAAUACAUUUUGAUUAACAGAAAUAUGCUGCAUACUAUAUUGUUAAUGAUGAAGGACAAUUGAUUAAAACAAGUGGAUCUUCUGUUGAAUCUAGUGACAUGAUAAUAAAUAGUUGUAAUGAUUCAAAACCAAUGGCAGAAAUUAAAAACAUUUACCAAAUUAAUUCUAAUACUAAUGAAAAUGCAAAUUAUGUAUCUUGCUCAGGUCAUAAAAGUAAACUAAAUAUAUGUACAAGUAAAAAGCAAAUAGUUGGCAAUGAUAAAAUUGAUCAUUCACAGGAACAUUCUUCUAAAACUGAAGGUAAAAUACUUUUGAAUUACUGUUGUGCCUUUUUAGACGAUAUAUACAACAUUUUGAUUUGUAUUUUUUUUGUUUAAUUUAUAUAGGUAUAAGAAAUAUAGAUACCAAAGGGAUGAUAUAUAAAAAAGGACAUGAAACAAAUGCUGAUUACAGAAAAUUGUUAAAAGCACAAAUUGAAUUAGAAAUAAAUAUUCUGAGUUGUUUAAAAAUUUUAAUUACAAAUUUACAAAUUAAGUAUUUUAAUUAUGGAGCAGCAAUAACAGCAUUGGAUAGAUUACAUAAAUUCAAAUUUACUACCCUAACAUUAUUAAAAUAUAAAAUAAUAUUAGAUACAAUUUCUAAAGUGUCACUAUAUUGUAUUAGUAAUGUAAAUGAACCAAUUUCAAUUGAACAGGAAAGAAUAAUUCGAUAUAAAGCACAAACUUUAUUUAAUGUUUUAAUGUCAUUAUUUACUGUGUCUCCUGGACAAACAUUUGAAAAAGUAUAUAAUAAAGAACUUAAAAACUUUUCCAAAAAAACAAAACAUAUGGAUUCUCAUCAGAUUAUUGAAUAUACUCAGUAUUCAGAUCUAUUAUAA
This is a messenger RNA of Cinara cedri, 9837 nucleotides long. Lineage: Eukaryota; Metazoa; Arthropoda; Insecta; Hemiptera; Aphididae. The record is from the annotation of a GenBank genome assembly.